CGCCGGCGCGGGCGCGGGCGCGGGCGCGGCGGCGUCCGCCAAGGCCAGGGCCGCCGCCGCGGCGCUGCGGCCGGCGCCGUCCUUGCAGCAGCAGAUGAAGCAGCUGAUGGCGGCGGAGGCCUCCCUGACAACCUCCUCCUCCGCGGCGGGCUCUGGCGGCGGCAGCGGCGGUCAAGAUCACUCCGCGGCGGUCCAGAUCACGGCGCGCGAUCUGAUCGCCGUGCUGGAGCGGGACCCGCUGUACUGCAGGAGCGCUCAGCUGUUCAGGCUGCACGCAACAGGGGAGCUGCCCGGGAGGGAGGGCGCCGGCGGGGGGGACGGGCAGCGGUAGCGCGGCGCACUUGCGGCGGCGGCGGCAGCAGCGAACAUAGC
Messenger RNA from Monoraphidium neglectum, 372 nucleotides. RefSeq lists its product as hypothetical. The record is from RefSeq and is a predicted model, not a curated record. The annotation marks the transcript as partial. NCBI's taxonomy places the organism in Eukaryota, Viridiplantae, Chlorophyta, Chlorophyceae, Sphaeropleales, Selenastraceae. The transcript has a single exon.